AUGUUUCCAUCUUGGAAUCCUACAGGAAAUACAAUUUCAGAGGAUUCAGAUGUUGUACUAGAUCAUAGCUAUUGCCUCAAAAUCUAUACAUGUGAAGAUGUUAUAUCGGCUACAAAGAACAUAAUCAGCUAUAUAUCAGACAUAUUUCACGUGAAAAUGAAACAUUUUUCAUUUGAUUAUCGGAAUCUCAGUAUUGAAAAAAGCCAAUUGGUUAUGGAUUCAUUUUUCCAACAGCCUAUUCAAAGAUUCAAAUUAUCUGAACAAAACACAAUUGACGCUUUCAAGAGUGAUGCUUUAACCUAUAUUUUGCAAAGUCAGAAGACAACAAGUUUUUUUGAUUUGUAUGAAAAUCCAAGCCCAGGAUUCACGUGUGAUUUUGAACAAAUGGAAACUGUUCCAGAACUGAUGGAUUUUUCAUACUCACAUUGGACUACUUUUCAACAAAUUUUGAAGUUGAAAAAUGAGAACUUGUGGUUUUCAAGGUCCAACUUUCUGCAGACGGAUUUUGAAAUAUUGAUUAUGAAAUGGAGAGGUGGAUGGACUCCAAAUUGGAAAGCUCUUCUGAUUGAAUUCAAUGAAGACGUUAACAUUGAUACCUGUGUUAAGGGAGAUUUUAUUCAAUUGCCAUCAAACUCUGAUUGCUGGAAUAAGACGCAAGUCUACAGAAACUUUCCAAUCGAAUUAAACCGGUUUAUCAUGCGGUACAAGACUGCGAAGGAACCAAUUAACUUUAUUGGAUACCAUAUUUUAAGAUCGGAUGGAAGAAUUGCAACAAUUGCAGUAGACAACAAUAAAAUCGGAUGGUUUCAGAUACAAUCAGAUGACAAAGAUGAACAAAUGGUAUUGAGUUUUCAUCCACGAGUUUUCGACCUUGUUUGA
Messenger RNA from Caenorhabditis remanei, 879 nucleotides. RefSeq lists its product as uncharacterized. The record is from RefSeq and is a predicted model, not a curated record. The transcript is spliced from 3 exons. Bases 1 to 879 code for a protein of 292 amino acids. NCBI's taxonomy places the organism in Eukaryota, Metazoa, Nematoda, Chromadorea, Rhabditida, Rhabditidae. Gene Ontology annotation, biological process: embryo development.